ACGUCCCGGGAGCCUCACAAGCGCCCAUGAGGAGGUGGAGAGAGGCUGCAGGCACUGACCUGCCUUCAGCUUCCUGCUUGGCAAACUCCGAAAACUUUCACUUUUCUUUUCUCUGAAGCCCGGCCCCUUACUGCGUUUGUCAAAGCACGGACUUCCUGUUUUGCCUGCUACCAUCUCCCUGUAACUCUCCCAAUCUUCGAAGAGUGAUCCCCGGCCCAGCUCCUGGAAAGGGGCAAGAACGACAAACUCAAAGUCCAGGAUGUUCACCAUGACAAGAGCCAUGGAAGAGGCUCUUUUUCAGCACUUCAUGCACCAGAAGCUGGGGAUCGCCUAUGCCAUACACAAGCCAUUUCCCUUCUUUGAAGGACUCCUAGACAACUCCAUCAUCACUAAGACAAUGUACAUGGAAUCUCUGGAAGCCUGUAGAAAUUUGGUCCCUGUAUCCAGAGUGGUGCACAACAUUCUCACCCAACUGGAGAGGACUUUUAACCUGUCUCUUCUGGUGACAUUGUUCAGUCAAAUUAACCUGCAUGAAUAUCCCAAUCUGGUGACGAUUUACAGAAGCUUCAAACGUGUUGGCGCUUCCUAUGAACAGCAGAGCAGAGACACACCAGUCCUACUUGAAGCCCCAACUGGCCUAGCAGAAGGAAGCUCCCUCCGUACCCCACUGGCGCUGCCCCCACCACAACCGCCUCAACCAAGCUCUUCACCCUGUGCGCCAAGAGUCAGUGAGCCUGGAACAUCCUCGCAGCAAAGCGAUGAGAUCCUGAGUGAGUCGCCCAGCCCAUCUGACCCUGUCCUGCCUCUCUCUGGACUCAUCCAGGAAGGAAGAAGCACUCCAGUGACCAAUGAUGAGUUGACAUCCAAAAUGAAUGAGGAAGAAGACUCAGAAGAGAUGCCCAGCCUCCUCGCUAGCACUGUGCCAGUGGCCAGUGACAACCUGAUCUCCCAAAUAAAAGAUAAAGAAGACCCCCAAGAGACGCCCCACUCUCCGUUGGGCUCUAUGCCAGAGAUAAGAGAUGAUUCUCCAGAACCAAAUGACCCAGAAAAGCCCCAGGAGGUGUCCAGCACACCUUCAAACAAGAAAGGAAAGAAAAGAAAAAGAUGUGUCUGGUCAACUCCAAAAAGGAAACAUAAGAAAAAAAGCCUCCCAAGAGCCCUGCGUCCCACUGGGCUUCCGGUUCCGCCUCGUCUUAAGGGUUCACCCAUGCCUUUUCCUCCGGAAGUGGCCUGCGGAUAUCACGAUGCAGCCUCACCUAUACAUGGAAUCCAAAAGAAGCUCAAAGUAGUGGAUCAGGUUCCUCAAAAGAAAGAUGACUCAACUUGGAACACCACGGUAGUGACAAGGGUCCAAAAGGCAAGAGCUGAAUGUGCCCGAAACUCCAGAUCAGAGGAGAUCACUGAUUACACUUCAAAAAUGAAUGAAGGAAAGAGGUCCCAGAAGACGCCUAGCACACCAUCAAGGGUCACACAAGAAGAAAGGAGAAAAGAAUAUGGCCAGUCAAGUUCGAAAAGAAAACAGAAAAAAAAACUCUCAAGAGAGAAGCUCCAAGUGGUGGAUAAGGUGACUGGAAGGAUAGACGACUCAACCUGGAACUCAAAGGUCAUGAUGAGCAUCCAAAAGGCAAGAACUGAAUGUGCCCAGAAGUCCAGAUCAAAAGGAAAACCCAAAAGUGACCCUGUGGAUUUUCACUGUUCUAAGCUCCCCGUGACCUGUGGUGAGGCGAAAGGGAUUUUAUAUAAGAAGAAAAUGAAACACGGAUCCUCAGUGAAGUGCAUUCAGAAUGAGGAUGGAACUUGGUUAACACUAAAAGAAUUUGAAAUGGAAGGAAAAGGAAGAAACACAAAGAACUGGAAUCGGAGUAUACGUUGCGGAGGAACGACCCUAGCAGAGCUGCUGAAAGUAUUAUAAUGACAAGCGACAGAUAGAAUGGACUUUUGCUCUGUCCUCCAAGAAUAAAUCUCAAGAGAGAGUUAAAUAGCAAGUGAAUUUCUACUACCCUCUCAGUCACCAUGUUGCAGACUUUCCCUGUCUGGAGGCUCACCUUAGAGCUUCUGAGUUUCCCAGCUCUGAGUCACCUCCACAUUUGGGCAUGGCAUCUUCAAAACAAUUUUCGUAGUUAAUUUGGGAUGGGGAAGCAAAUGACUCUAAAAUAAAAAUUAAAUGAAAAAGCUCA
Macaca mulatta (Rhesus monkey) is the source of this 2177-nucleotide messenger RNA. It is a transcript of the gene SP110, whose product is annotated as SP110 nuclear body protein. Gene Ontology annotation, biological process: regulation of transcription by RNA polymerase II. Gene Ontology annotation, molecular function: DNA-binding transcription factor activity, RNA polymerase II-specific; DNA binding. Gene Ontology annotation, cellular component: nucleus. The record is from RefSeq and is a predicted model, not a curated record. NCBI's taxonomy places the organism in Eukaryota, Metazoa, Chordata, Mammalia, Primates, Cercopithecidae.